AUGUCCUCUGCUCCGAUCAUUUUCAAGCUUAACAAGUAUAGGAAGCAUACAAAAAAUAAGCGAAAUCAAGCAAAGACGAAUGGCUUCAACUUGCCGCCCAGAGUACUUGGCGGCUUUAGUGUGACGAGCGAGCGCAUCUAUAAGGACGAUGCGCAUCUGAUGAAAUUCCUAUUGAUACCGGAUGCAGACAGCUUUCCCUUGAAUCUGAACAACGUAAAUAUCGCAUACAAUGGGCGUGACCAGCACGCUGAAUAUCUGGACAAUAUGCUGCACUUCAUUAGGGACCAUCGGGAUGCGAUGGUCUAUGGGUCGGCGGUGCGGGCGGACAUUGUCACCCAGGAGAAUGUGUUGACGACUCUGCUGUGCACGCUCUACAGGAAGAGCAACUGGCGAAUCUUGGGCAGCAGAUAUCGUGAUACGCUUUACCUGUGCCUGGCGCGGCCGCAGUCAAAUGAAGCCUCUGCAGAGCAGCUGGCCAGAGAGCGUCGAAACUGUAUGGAGACUAAACUGAAGCAUUUGAUAUAUUCAGACACGCCCCAUUUGCCGCCCAAUGCGCGCAGUCCUAGCGGAGAGUUCUAUGGUGUCUUCAGCCGCAACAUUGGCGAACUGGCCGUGGUCUAUGCCUCCAGCAUGGGUGGGCAUCGUGUUCAGCCUUUCGACGCACCAGACUCAUGGCCAGGCACCUUUGUGGAAUGCAAAGUAAUUCAGCCGCCUAGGUUCAAGCCAAGGCCAGUGGAUGCCUUGAGCUGGUGGUUCGAGUGCUACUUGAAGGAUGUCAACGAUAUUUACAUAGCUCGACCCAAAAGCUCUGGACUUGUUCACAAACUCCAGAAGUGCACCUUGGCCACACUCAUGCGAGAUAAUAUCAAAAAUUGGUCCUGCGAGAAGUGCAUCGAUUUGAUGCACUUUCUACUGCUGCAGAUGCGCAAGGUCAUGGAACUGGACAAUCCCAGUGCGGUGUAUCAGUUCGAUUAUAUUGCCCGUUCCGGCGUACUUACAUUCAGCCUGAUUGCGGAGCGCAACGAGCAGACAUUCAUAUCCGAUUGGUAUCGCCAGAUGCUGGAGAAGCCACAAGGAAGUAUAUCCCAUAAUGCGAGCGCCUAA
Molecule: messenger RNA, 1104 nt
Organism: Drosophila arizonae
Lineage: Eukaryota; Metazoa; Arthropoda; Insecta; Diptera; Drosophilidae
Product: protein cutoff-like
Biological process (GO): nuclear-transcribed mRNA catabolic process; NAD-cap decapping
Cellular component (GO): cytosol; nucleus
Source: RefSeq, a predicted model, not a curated record